AUGGAAGGCCUUAUUGAGAGUAUGAGUGAAGGUUUGAAACUUUCAGAAGGUGAAAGGAAGGAGAUAACAAUCACCGAGUCGGAUACCGCAGAUCUACGAGGAAGAAGUGAAAGGUGCCUGCUGGGAAAGUUGAUGUCGGAUCGACGUAUCCAAAAGGAAGCCUUUAAGACGUUAAUGUCAAGGCUGUGGAAAACCAUUGAAACAGUAGCCUUCAAGGAGAUACAAGAUAAUUUAUGGCUUCUAGAGUUCUCUAACAGGGCAGACAAACGGCGCGUUCUCGAGGGACGACCUUGGCUCUUUGACCGCAGUUUGUUGGUCCUAAAGGAGAUUGAUGAAGAUAUAUCUCCCUCGCAGAUGGAUUUUUCCAAAGCGCUUUUCUGGAUACAGGUGCAUGACAUGCCUCUCACGUGCAUGAACCGGGAGGUAGGUCUCCGUAUAGGCCAAUCCAUUGGAGAUGUGGAGGACAUAGAUGUUACGGGAGAUGGUGUAGGAUGGGGAAGAUAUUUGAGAAUAAGAGUUUCUGUUGAUAUUACAAAGCCUCUUGAAAGGGGUAGGGCAAUUGUCCUCAAUGGUAAAUCUAUUUGGGUCUUGCUCAAAUACGAAAAACUCCCACAGUUUUGUUAUCACUGUGGAAGGAUCUACCAUGAGGAUAAAGCUUGCCCGCGCAAGUCCAACUUCCGGAUCAAUGAGGAGGUUUCAGCUAAGGCUUGGGGGGUUUGGCUUCGGGCGGACGGAUUGCACCUCAGGAAGGAAGGAUCAUCGGCAGUUCGACAAUCAGCUUAUAAUGCAAGGAAUCAAGUGUUGGCUGAUCAGGAACCAGGGGUUCGGGAAGGGGAUGACAGAUUGCCGGGUGAUUCCUCCGUCAUGCAGGGUGGUGGCGAGAUACACCGGGAAGCUCCAGCUGGAAGAGCUUCAGAUGGACCAGCUGAAAAGAUGGAUGUACUGUGUACGACAGACUUCAUGGAAAGUGAUGAGAAUAUGGGCGGGAAAACGGGCAUUAAUGAGGAAGAUUUAGGGGGGGAUUUGGAAGGAGAAAUUGCGUCUGACAGUGGCAAAGGUGAGGGCCAUCAGCGAGACAAGCCCCUAACUAUAAGCGAUACAGAGGUUAUUAACCAGAAUGAUACGAAAAUCCGUGGGGUUCAAAACGAGGUUGGUUGUAUCGAGCCAAGGGCCGAAGAUAGUCAUGACAGAAAGGGUGCCACGCUAAACAAAGUGCUGAUAGAAGAUAGCCAAGUGGCAGGAAGGAUGACCCCUAAUACCAACGUGGCAGUGAAAAAGAUUGGGUCCCAGCUGGAGGGAUCGCUUGUCCAGCCGUCAACAGAGGAGACGCCGAAGACUCUGAGUAAGGUUCGAAAGUGGAAAAGAAAGACAAAGGAUAUUACAAGAGACGAUCCUAGCGAAACAGAUCGAAAGAGGAAGUUUGAAGAUGUGGAGUGGAUUCACCCGGAGGACCAAGAGCACCAUUCUAAAAAGAGGCAUUCUGGAGGUGAGUUACUGUUACUUGAUGAAGAGGCGGUGGCUGAUUCUCAGCUCCGCCUGUCGCCAUGA
Alnus glutinosa is the source of this 1548-nucleotide messenger RNA. RefSeq lists its product as uncharacterized. The transcript has a single exon. The coding region runs from base 1 to 1548 and encodes 515 amino acids. Lineage: Eukaryota; Viridiplantae; Streptophyta; Magnoliopsida; Fagales; Betulaceae. The record is from RefSeq and is a predicted model, not a curated record.